This is a messenger RNA of Rhododendron vialii, 976 nucleotides long. RefSeq lists its product as uncharacterized. The transcript has 2 exons. The record is from RefSeq and is a predicted model, not a curated record. Lineage: Eukaryota; Viridiplantae; Streptophyta; Magnoliopsida; Ericales; Ericaceae. Bases 227 to 670 code for a protein of 147 amino acids.
GGAAUACGAAAGGAAUGAGUGGAUUCCUAAAUGAGAUUCCUAAGUAUAGCAAAGCAAUGAAGAGUAGGACUCGGGCACUGAAAGGCCACUCAUCACUCGAACAAAUUCCAGAGAGAGAGAGAGAGAGAGAGAAAGAGAGAGAGAAACCAAAUUCCAGAGAGAGAAACAGCGCAACACAACACAUUUCACGCCAUCUCCGUCGCUUUUUAGGGUUCCCACUCAUUCAAUGGCCACCGAUGCACAGCCUAGCGCCGCCGCGAAACCCGGGCUGAGGAAGCCGGUGUUCGUCAAGGUCGACAGCCUGAAGCCCGGGACGUACGGUCACACGCUCACCGUGAAGGUUCUGGAGGCGAACGGCGUCGUUCAGAAGGGCGGGUCGGGAUCGGGGGCUCUGAACCCCGCCCGGCAGUCACGCAUUGCUGAGUGCCUAAUCGGGGAUGAGACCGGUACUGUUCUCUUCACCGCGAGAAAUGAUCAAGUUGAUUUGAUGAAGCCUGGUGCAACUAUCAUUCUUCGAAAUGCAAAGAUUGACAUGUUCAAGGGAUCCAUGAGGCUUGCAGUUGACAAAUGGGGCCGUGUCGAGGUCACAGAACCUGGUUCCUUUGAAGUGAAAGAGGACAACAAUCUCUCCCUUGUCGAAUAUGAGCUGGUGAAUGUUGCGGACGAGUGAUUGUGAUCUUUUGGCAGCUAGGAUAUGGAUAUAUAAGAAGACUAGAAACCUAAAAUGCGCAGUAGUAUGUUUUUCCCCACUGAAAGAAUGGAUGGUUUGAAAUUGGUAUGCUAGUUCAAGCUAAAUCCGGCGAAUAUAUAUCUAAUAGUAUGGUGAUAAAAGAAAAAAAUCAUAUCUAAUGGUAUGAUUAUCAUGAAUAGGAUCAGUUUAGAGUGGGCAGGGAAAGCUCAGUUCCUUUUUGUUGUUGGACAUGGAAACGUGAAAGAAAAGUUAAGGUAUCAAUGAUAGGGAUGAUUAUGCUUUAAA